AUGGAUGAGCGGAUAUUGAACAACUUCAAUGAUUCUCUGAUAAGUCGUCUCUGGGAGUUGUUAUGCUGCAGGUCUAGCUUUGUAGAUUCUAUGAAAGAUCAAAUGCGAAUACUCUAUGCAGGCCUGAGGUUUUUGAGAAGCAUUUUAAGGGAGCAUCAUGAGAUGAUGGAUGAACAAAAUGAAAAAAUUGGAGCUCUCCUUGGUGAGGCAGGCAUUAUAAUAUUCACGCCCACUCUGAGCAGAGUGAUAGAAGGAGAAGUUAGCUUCUCAGGAUCCACCCAGGUUCUUGAUUUUUGUGAUAUGCUGGCUAGUACCAACAUCCAUAUCAAGAAUUUUAAGGAUCAGAUCAGUGGCUCAAGUACUAUAGAGAGUCUUCCUAAUUCCUCUCAUAGCUUAAGAGCACCAGAAGUUAGCCAGACUUCCAGCCGCAUGCUAUCAAAAGGUAAAAUGCCAAUAGCUCGUGAAAUCAUGGUUGGUCUUGAUGAUGAGGCAGCAAAAGUAAUUGGACGACUUAGAUGGGGAUCAAAACAGGUGGAAAUUGUUCCCAUUGUGGGAAUGGCUGGGCUUGGUAAGACAACUUUAGCCAAAAAAGUUUACAAUGAUAGUUCAGUAACCUGUCACUUCCACAUUCGUCUUUGGUGUACUGUUUCUCAAGAAUUUAACAUGAAAAAUGUGUUACUUCAAAUUUUGUGCUCUGAUGGCAAACAUUCUAGGAAGGAUGAGUUUCAAAAUCUGGAUAAACAUGCGUUGCUUGAAAAGCUCUAUCAAAGGCUAUUGAAGAAUCGGUAUCUUGUUGUUUUUGAUGAUGUCUGGGACAUUAAGGUAUGGAAUGAGCUGAGAAUUUCAUUCCCAGAUGACAAAAACCAAAGUCGGAUCAUCUUCACGAGUCGAUCUUCUAAUGUAGCUUCACAGGUUCAAUAUGGUAGAGAACCUCACAAGAUUCGCUGCCUUACUGUCGAAGAGAGUUUCGAAUUGCUGCAGAAGAAGGUGUUUGGAGAAGAAGAAGAAUGUCCUCAAGCAUUGCAUGAAUUGGGAAUGGAGAUUGUCAAAAAGUGCUGGGGAUUACCCUUUGCAGUUGUUGUUGUAGCUGGAAUUCUAGCAACUAUAAAGCAUGAUAUUUUGCUUUGGGAAAAGUUUGCUGAAAGUUUAACUUCAACCAUGGUGUCUGGUACAGACCAGUGGAAGAAGUCAUUGGAGCUCAGUUAUGAGCAUUUACCAUAUCACUUGAAGGCAUGCUUGCUGUAUUUUGCUGCAUUUCCAGAAGAUGAAAAAAUUGGUGCCAAGAAGUUGAUGUGUCUAUGGAUUGCAGAAGGAUUUGUGGAAAUAAUUGAAGGAGAGAAAUCAGAGGAUAUUGCAGAAGAAUAUCUGAUGGACCUAAUUGGCCGAAACCUAGUUAUGGUAGGUAAGAACAGAUCCAUUGGUGGAGUCAAAACUUGUUACAUUCACGAUUUGAUAUUUGAGUUCUGUAAGGGCAAGGCGAAAGAAAAGAAAUUCCUUCAGGUCCUGGGAGGAUAUGAUGAGCUUUCUACCUUUAAUGAGCCUCCCAACCUACCUCGGUUGUCCAUUUGCUCCAGUGUAGAAGAUUUUAUAAAGUCAAGGCUAUUUUGUCCGCAUUUAGCCAGUCUGCUACUCUUUGAUGCUACUCCAAGAUAUGAUAAGUUGUUUAAUAUCUCCUUCCUUUUUUGCAUCUACAAACAUCUUAACGUUCUGAAUUUAGAGGGCAUUAACCUAAGGCUGAAGGAGCUUCCAGCUGAAGUCGAGUCACUUCUUUGUUUGAGGUACUUAGCCCUUGAAGCAGAGGACAUGCAAUUCAUUCCACCAUCUAUAGCCAAGCUCUCACAUUUGGAAACCUUUUGGCUACAUUCCAACUUGGUCGUUUCAUUGCCAGAUAGCAUCUGGAACAUGAAGAAGUUGAGGCAUAUACAUGUAAGAGGGCGCGUUGCUAUUCAUCUGCCUUCCAACGACAACGGUGUUGAAAACCUCUCCACUUUACCCAAUUUAGACACACUCUCUUGCUUGUGUCUUUUUAAAGAGGGAGAGAACUUAUUGAGAAGGAUUCCCAACGUUCGCCAACUUAAAAUUUCCGAUUAUCACACUGGAAAUGGAGUGUUGAACAUGAGUCAACUAGAAUGCCUAGAAUCACUCACCUGGUGGGGCAAUUACUCCUCAGGUUCAUGGGAACAUGUUGAGGUUCCCUUUCCCAUGAAUUUGAAGAAGUUGAGUCUUGAAAAUCUGGGUCUUCCCUGUAGUAAAAUGUCAUUGAUUGAAGAACUACCCAACCUUGAAGUCCUCGAAUUAAGACUGCAGUCAAUGGACGGCCAAAGAUGGGAGCUGAUGGAAGGAGGAUUCCCUAAACUCAGGGUCUUGACUUUGACAUAUUUUAAGGGCGUAUAUCAACUCUUGAAACGAUUGAGAUCGACCAUUGCGGAGAUCGUGUCAAAUCUUUAG
Coffea eugenioides is the source of this 2448-nucleotide messenger RNA. Its product is annotated as putative late blight resistance protein homolog R1B-17. Bases 1 to 2448 code for a protein of 815 amino acids. The transcript has 3 exons. Gene Ontology annotation, biological process: defense response to other organism. The record is from RefSeq and is a predicted model, not a curated record. Gene Ontology annotation, molecular function: ADP binding. NCBI's taxonomy places the organism in Eukaryota, Viridiplantae, Streptophyta, Magnoliopsida, Gentianales, Rubiaceae.